Messenger RNA from Sesamum indicum (sesame), 3550 nucleotides. Its product is annotated as putative E3 ubiquitin-protein ligase LIN. Lineage: Eukaryota; Viridiplantae; Streptophyta; Magnoliopsida; Lamiales; Pedaliaceae. The record is from RefSeq and is a predicted model, not a curated record.
UACAGAGAGAGAGAGAGAGGUUCACGACAAACCUCAAUCUGGCAACCCAACUUCUCCACUAGCAGCGCCUACAAUCUGGCAACCCAACUUCUCCAUUUUUGCGUUGUGAGUUGUGACCACCACUUCCUCUCCCCAGACUUCACCAUCACUCCCCACUCUGCACAUGCUCUCCUCCACACUUUCGCUUUCUUCUUUUAACCUUCACCUUGUCACCUUUAUUUCAUUUUCUCAUGCAAGCAUUUCCGUGUGGCAGUAAAAGAAUUUUAAUGAGGUUGGUGAGUAAUUAAAGUUUCAUCAAAUCCACCACCCUUUUUCGCAACUCUUUCUAGUUUGUCUUUUGCUGCGUUAUUUCUUAUCCUUUUUGGGUUCCGAAACAAUGUCAGUGAAACUCCACACACUCACUCCUCCUCUGCUCCAUAUCCAUUUCCUAUGGCAUCCCUGCAUAAACUGCUGUCUGAAGAAGGAUUCGAGCGCCAAAAUUCUCGAAAACCCAAGAAAAAGGUCAAGUUCAAAGACAGAAGCCGUCGGGAAGAUUCAUCAAUCGCACUCCCCAUUUACGUCUGCCAUGAUCGCAGAAGCUUUGAUUCUUCGCGUCAAAGGGCUGAAAAGGCCCUCUCCCUCAAGGGCUCUUCCGUUUUUUCGUCAACAAGAGUAGGUUCUGGCUCUGAAAGAUCGAAUGCCAAGUCAGUGGCUCAGGGAACUCCAAGAAGAGAUGAACCCGCCGUUGAUGGUGUUGCCGUCAAAGCUAUGAUUUCUAUCUUGAGUGGCUAUGUUGGGCAAUAUUUGAGUGACGAGAAUUUCCGCCAAGUCAUUAGAGAAAAGUGCCGUUCUUGCUUUGAGGGAAGGAAGAAGCAAUCAGAUAACGAGAUUUUCGCUCAUUUGGAAAUGGGCAUUCAGAGCAUUGAAAGGUUGGUUGAGAGUCGUGACAUAAAGGAAGAGAUGGACUUAGAGUCACUGCAAAAGUCCAUCAAGAUACUGAACAUUGUAGCAUCCUUGGAUUCUAAUAAGAGUUUGAUCAAUGAUUCAUAUCUCUCCGCUUGUGCGCAUCUUUACUUAUCAAUCGUAUACAAGAUUGCCAAAAACGAUAAGAUUGCAGCAAGGCACCUCCUGCAAGUUUUCAGCGUGUCCCCAUUUCUUGCUCGAACGCAUUUGCUUCCUGAACUUUGGGAGCAUUUCUUUCUUCCUCAUCUUCUUCAUCUCAAGAUUUGGGCCAACAAAGAGCUCGAUGUUCUGGCAACUUGGGGAUAUGCCGACAAGGACAAAAGGAUUAUAGCUUUGAACGAGCAGUACAAUAGCCAAAUGGAUACUGGCACAUCAAAAUUUGCUCUGUACUACAAGGACUGGCUAAAAUUUGGUGGGCAAGCCCCUCCUACCCCAUCAGUGCCUUUGCCUUGGAAACCAACUUAUGCACGUUCAAGAAGGAAGUCUUCAGACUCUUCUACUUCUUUUCACUCCAAGAGCAAUAAAUCACUGUAUCAAGCAGUAUUUGGCCCUAUUGUGAAGGGACGGUCAAUGGACCUGGACAAUGGAAAUGAAGAUUCCAAAAGUGUGUGGGAUUUAGAGGUAGGAGAAAAAGUGCGUAGGGCAGAGGAAGAUAUAAAGCAUUGCAGUCAUGUGGAAAAAGCUGUUGCUCACCGGAGGUCGUCAAGUCUAAGUUGUAGAAUAGAGAAGGCAGACUUAUGGCCCGACAGUCAAAAGUCGGAUUAUUUCCGGUUUCUAGCUUGCCGGACUGAAUCAACAAAGUGCUUGGUACAGGGAAACUAUAUGUCUAACAAUGAGACAGUAAAGCAUGAUGCAAAUAUCCAUGUUUUUGCGUUGAAUGACACGACCAGAGCCAUUUCCACCAUUUGCUCCUCAGAAAGCCUGAGGGAUUGUGAAAUUGCGAUUCGGACGGUCAGUGAAGCUUGGCUAAAUUCUCAUGGAGAUAAGGUAAUUGAAACCUCACUGUCACAGGUUUCAGUAAUACGAGGGAUCAUGGAGGUUCUCUAUGUGUCCAACGAUGAUGAGAUUUUGGAGCUCGCAAUAUCCAUUUUGGCAGAACUCGCAACUAAGAGUGAGAUGAAUAAAAGAUGCAUACUAAACUCGGAUCCCCAGCUUGAUGUUUCAAUAAGACUAUUGAGAAGUAGUAACCUAUUCCUGAAAGCCGCAGCUCUACUUUACCUGGUGAAACCAAAGGCGAAACAGAUGAUAUCGUUGGAGUGGGUUCCACUAGUCCUCAGAGUGUUGGAAUUUGGUGAUCAACUGCAGAGUUUAUUCUCUGUGAGGUGCAUUCCUUAUGAGGCAGCGUAUUACUUCCUAGACCAACUUCUAACGGGAUUCGACGAAGACAAGAAUUUAGAGAAUGCAAGGCAGAUCGUUUCAGUUGGUGGAUUAAGCUUGUUGGUGAGGAGGAUGGGUGAGGGGAAUAGCGGUGAGAAGAGCAGAGCUGCUUCUCUCCUUCAUUAUUGCAUCCAAGCUGAUGGAAGCUGUCGCCACUACUUGGCGAAGAACUUAAAGAAAGAGGCUGUUGUAUCCCUGCUAGUCCUGGAAAGGCAGUCAAAUUCUCAUGCCCUAGCACUACUGACAGAGUUACUACGGCUUAGCUGGAGAAAUGGGAGAAUAGAAUCUUUAACUGGAUUAAUAAAGGGAUGGGAUUGCUUAAACACCAUGCACAUUUUGUUGUUCAACCUCCAAAGGGCACGGCCUAAACAACGGCCCAUCAUUGCAGUCUUAUUGCUUCAGCUAGAUCUCAUGGGGGAUCCUCUUGAACACAGUGUAUACAGAGAGGAGGCAGUAGAUGCAAUUGUAAAAGCACUAGACUGUUGGGUGUUUGAUGAAAAGGUUCAGGAGCAAUCCGCGAGAGCUCUCUCAAUUCUGGGAGGACACUUCUCUUACAGUGGAGAGGCAGAGGUAGAGACAUGGCUAUUGAGAAAAGCAGCAGUCAAUGAAAACACAGGAAAUACCUUAUACACACACAUGAACGAAGAGGAUAAAACCAUGGAGAUUUGGCAGAGGAAAACAGCGAUUGCAUUGCUCACCAGCGGAAAUAGGAGGUUAAUUUCUGCUCUUUCAAACGCAAUGGCACACAGCAUUCCAUGUUUGGCACGAUCAAGCCUAGUGACUAUUUGUUGGAUAAGCAGUGCUCUCGAUUCCCUUGGGGAUAAAGAACUUUAUUCUGCAGCAUGCUCAAUCCUCGCGCCACAGCUGAUAGAAUGCUUGAAGGAUAAAACCACUGCUGAGGAAAAGAUUCUAGCUUCGUUUUCUUUACAUAACCUUGGAAAGGGUACAGAUUAUUUUUCUUGGCUGUCUCGAUUGGAGAAAGAGGAAGUUCUUGGUUGCCUUCACAAACUCUCCCGGGUAACAUGGACGGCUAAGGAGUUAAUCCCAGUUGUCACAACCACUUUGUUCAAGGAUUCCUUUCCUUAAAACCGUCUCCACUGUUGAAGUUCUCUCUUCUCUAUCUGCAUAUAUAUUACACGAGUGUCUUUUCGAAGUACGUCAGAACACUUUUAUUUCUUGUAUAGAAUUUGUUUUAUCUUUUUACGAUUCUACUGAUAAGGUAAAAUGGUCA